GUGCACUUUGCGUUGAUCACCGACACGCAACAGAUCGGCUCCGGCCCCUUCAAGCUCGUCUACAAGGCUCGAUGGCUGAGCACUCCAGUCGCCAUCCAGCGCAUCCGAGGCAGCGGGGAAACUGGGAGGAGGGAGGAGUUGGCGAAGGAGGUGAAAGGGUUCAAGCAGCUGGGCGAACACCCGAAUCUUGUCCGCUAUCUUGCUAUCAGCAUAGAGCCAAUGUCUGGUGACUACUGCAUGGUGACAGAGUUUGCGCCCUUGGGGUCCUUGGAUGUCAUCUUGGCGAACCUUGCUGAGGACGGGGAGACAAUUGACCUGCUGGCGCAGCUGCAGGUGGCCAGGCAGAUCUGUGAAGGGAUGUUACGGCUGUCGCUGCGUAAGGUCGUGCAUGGAGACCUGGCGGCGAGGAACGUGCUUGUGUUCCGUCUAGAUGCGCAGAAUCACAUGGAUGUAAGUGUCAAGAUUGCUGACUAUGGGCUUUCGAUCAUGGCUAACCGCGCGUAUGGGGAGGGUCGAGCUGUAAGCGUGAGCACGGCAGGGUUGACGGCUCGGCCGAUGCGGUGGAUGGCGCCGGAGAGCAUCAGGAGAAGGCGGUUCUCGGAGAAGAGCGACGUGUGGGCGUUCGGGGUGACCAUGUGGGAGGUCUGGACGUACGCGGAAGUACCCUUCUGCACCAUUGAAGAUGAUGGGCUGGUGGGAUCCAAGGUACUUGAUGGGGACCGACUCCCGAGGCCCCCGUCAUGCCCGGCAACAGUGUACGGCAUCAUGCAGGAAUGCUGGAGGGAAAAAUCAUUUCAACGGCCAAGUUUCGGCGAUUUAUGUAAAAGGCUCCAGAAAGAAUAUGAAGCCAAGGCAAGAGCGAGAGUUCGGGGAGUGGCAGGAGAUAACCAGCAGUGCGUCUGCGUCCUCUGCAUGGAGCGGAAAGCUGACUGGGCGCUGAUACCCUGCGGACACCUGUGUCUCUGUGAACAGUGCAAGGAUGGAGCGACUGACAGGCCAUGUCCACUUUGUCGCUCCAAUCCCACAAGCGUGAACAAGAUUUUCUGA
This is a messenger RNA of Guillardia theta CCMP2712, 1047 nucleotides long. RefSeq lists its product as hypothetical. The record is from RefSeq and is a predicted model, not a curated record. Gene Ontology annotation, cellular component: signaling receptor complex. The annotation marks the transcript as partial. The transcript has a single exon. Gene Ontology annotation, biological process: cell surface receptor protein tyrosine kinase signaling pathway; multicellular organism development; protein phosphorylation. Gene Ontology annotation, molecular function: transmembrane receptor protein tyrosine kinase activity; ATP binding. Lineage: Eukaryota; Cryptophyceae; Pyrenomonadales; Geminigeraceae.